AUUUCUAAGCGGUCACACUAGACGCCAAAAAUAUUAAAAGCUCACACACCGCAAAGCAGCGGAAAAGUACGUAGUAUUACAACCAGGAAGCACAGAUAACACCGGGACUUUGGCACCUGUUACAUAACUGAGAAGCAACACCAUGGCUAACAAAGUAUUGCGAAAAGUGACGCACUGCAUCUUCGAUAUGGAUGGCCUGCUGCUGGACACCGAGAGCCUUUACACGGUGGCUAUGCAAACGAUACUCGAUCCAUUUGGGAAGACCUUCACUUUCGAUGUGAAAGAGCAACUGAUGGGCCUGCAAACGGAGCCAGUGGCCAAAUUCAUGGUCAAGCAGUAUGACCUGCCCAUUCCAUGGGAGGAGUGGGUCAAACAGCAGCACGACAACACUCGAAAACUCAUGCGGAACGCCAAGUUGAUGCCAGGAGCUGAACGCCUGCUCCGCCAUUUGCAUGCAAAUAAAGUGCCUUUCGCGCUGGCCACCAGCUCCGGUGCCGACAUGGUGGAACUGAAAACCACUGACCACCAAGAACUAUUCAGUCUUUUCAACCAUAAAGUUUGUGGCUCUACCGACAAGGAAGUAGCCAACGGAAAACCGGCUCCUGAUAUCUUCCUGGUGGCUGCCGGUAGGUUUCCAAUUCCACCAGAUGCCAGCAACUGUCUGGUAUUCGAGGAUUCGCCAAACGGCGUGACGGCAGCCAAUAGCGCGGGAAUGCAGGUUGUCAUGGUGCCGGACGAGCGACUGUCUCCGGAAAAGAGCUCCCACGCCACGCAGGUGCUGCGUUCUCUCGAGGACUUUAAGCCGGAGCAGUUCGGUCUUCCUCCUUUCCAAAACUGAGCUUAGUACCUUAAAACUAUUGGAGCUUUUAAAAAAGAAACAUUUGGAGCCAGGCGACGCUAAUAUUAAAAUUUCAUGUACCUAUUGAAGGAUAGUAGGAGUAAAGUUACCGGAUGGUAUA
This is a messenger RNA of Drosophila bipectinata, 959 nucleotides long. RefSeq names its product pseudouridine 5'-phosphatase-like Gs1l (gene Gs1l). The record is from RefSeq and is a predicted model, not a curated record. Lineage: Eukaryota; Metazoa; Arthropoda; Insecta; Diptera; Drosophilidae. Gene Ontology annotation, molecular function: phosphatase activity.